Monoraphidium neglectum is the source of this 1209-nucleotide messenger RNA. RefSeq lists its product as hypothetical. The record is from RefSeq and is a predicted model, not a curated record. Gene Ontology annotation, molecular function: ubiquitin protein ligase binding. Bases 1 to 1209 code for a protein of 402 amino acids. Lineage: Eukaryota; Viridiplantae; Chlorophyta; Chlorophyceae; Sphaeropleales; Selenastraceae. Gene Ontology annotation, cellular component: cytoplasm. The transcript is spliced from 2 exons. Gene Ontology annotation, biological process: proteasome-mediated ubiquitin-dependent protein catabolic process; regulation of proteolysis.
AUGCCAACGCAUAAUUCAGCCGUGUGCCGCGGCGCCAGCGCCUUUGUGGCAAACAUCUACGGAGGCAAGCCGUGCUGCACCGGAGGCAGCGCGUGCGGGCUCGCGUUCGCUGUGGAGCGCUGCCCCAUUGCAGCCGCGCCCGCAGCCGCGCCGGCGUCGGCAUACACACUGAUGAUCGCAGGCGUGCAGGGGGGCGGCGCGGUGUGGCUGCCUAUCUCUCACUGCCUGACGCCACCCAACGUGGCGCUCCGCUGGGAUGCGCUGCGGGCCGCAGUUUUGCAAGGCCACCGGCUGCAGGCGUCCGUGGUGGUGCUGCACGCGGCGCCGCGCUGCGGCGAGGCCGACGCGCUGCGCGUCGCGGCGCCAGAGGGCGGCGCGUCGGCGGGGCCGAGGCUGGGCGGGCCGUUCAGCGACGUAGUUGUGAGGGCAGGCAGCCGCGAGUUUGCAGCGCACCGGGUCGUGCUUGCGGCGGCCAGCCCCGUGUUUCUGGCGAUGCUGCAAGGUGGCGGCAUGCGCGAGGCGCGCGAGGCCGUGGUUGACAUUCGGGAGGCCGAUCCUGCCGCCGUCGAGCUGCUGCUGCGCCACUCGUACGGCCAGGCGAUCGACGUGCCCCUGGCCCUCGCGCCCCGCUUAGCCGGCCUCGCAUGCCAGUACUACCUCGCCACGCCUCUGGUGUGGCACCUGCACCUGUGGCUGUCCGCGCUGCCGGCGCUCGCCGCGCCGGACCUGUUGGCACUGCUGCCAGGAGCGGCGCUGUACUGCCCAGCCGCCUGCGAGGCGCGCCUGUACUGCCUGGCGGCAGCCGGGCUGGCGGAGCUGCAGCGGCUGCCAGGGUUUGAGCACUGGCCGCUUGAGAUGGUGGAGAGCGUUGUGAAGCGCGCGCCGCCAGGCGAGGGCUUCGCAGCGGCGGCGGCCUGGAUGGACGCGCGGCAAGUGUGGAUCGACACGUCUAGUCAUCACGAGCGUGACAAGGCAAAGCGGUUGGAGAACAUGCCGAUGGCGGGCAAAGGGGACUGCUUGGUCGCCUCCAACUGGACGCGGCUGCUGGAUGCGAUUGCUUGGGACCGCGCAACCCAUGCCGAUCUGCACGCUAUCCGAUGCCACUGCGACGGCGUCCGCAACCCGCCGCGCGGCCUCGGGAUGCGCCUGUACGACACCCUUGCGAAGCUGCACGCCGCGCUGCUCGCCAAGGGCGGCGCCGCCCCGUAG